AAACAACCCACUGUGUCAUCAGUGAUAAACUGUUUUGCUUUUGAUAUUGUGGUAACAAUGUUGAUAUUUUACAAAAUAAGUCUUGGUGUAAGAACUUUUUAGAUUAAAAUAUUUUCUCAGAGAGAGCACCCAUACCUUUCAGGUCUUCAUAUCUUAUAACUGAGGGAAAGUGACAUCAUUUUAUGUAUCUUACAUAGUUGUGGGAGAUAAUUACACCAAUUUAAAGGCAAUGUAUUAACAGAACAGUAUUUACGCAAGAUUUAUGGACGUACAUUUUUAUAAGAUAAAAGUUAUUUUUAAACAAUUUAAUUUUGUAGAAUUAGGAAAAUGACUAUUUAGGGCUUUUAUAAAUAAAAUAUUACCAAAAGAGAAGUUUUUUUUUUUUUUUUUUACACAAUGAUACAUGAUGGAAAAAAUACACUGACUAAUUUGGACAGCAAGAAAUCAUGAUUUUCAGCUAUAUAAGACACUUUUUACAGAAAAUAUUAUAUUGUUAUGGCUUGUAACAUCUUGUGAUCCACAACGAGUUUUUUUUUUUUUUUCUUUGAACACCAAAUGUACCUGCAAUUAUAGAUUCACCCAUAUAGUUUCUUUUCAUGGUUUUCCUAGUUACUCACUGUACUCGGAACAAUAAGGUCUUGGCUAAACCAGAUGCAUUUGUACACUGUAACCAUCGGAAUAGAAAAGUACAGUAUAUGACGUGUUAUCGGUAGUGACGUGGACGUAACGUUACACUUCCGGAGGUGUGCCGCCCGCGAUUACUGGAAGUUAAAACAAAAUUGGGACAGAAUUUGAGCAAUGUGGAUAGUUUAUUUAAACAUAAACGAAGUAAAGGUGUUUGAAUGGAUAAGUUUGUAACUCGGCACAGAAAAAGAUCAGCUGUUGAGGCAGAUGAAUGGAAAUCAGAGGAACCGAUCAAGAAAUGCCAAGAAGAUGAGUGUGAGGUGGAAGAGGAGUUUUCUCAGCCCAUUCCCUGGCAGAAGUUUGAGGCAGAGGGAUUGGACUGUGACUACAGUUUGUUAUUUGACAAAGAGGAGGCUGAUCGCCUGUUUAACCAGCUAGAAGAGGAGGUGGUGUAUUUUACAGGUGACAAAGCUAAAUUACAAGUGUAUGGAAAGUCAUACAGUGUUCCAAGGAAGCAAGUGACAUAUGGGGACGAGGGACUGAUGUACUCUUUCUCUGGAGUCCAUCUCCUGGCUAAACCAUGGACUCCCACUUUGGAACACAUUCGAGAUGCUGUUACCAAGGCAACAGGACAUACAUUCAACUUUGUUUUGAUAAACAGGUAUAAAGACGGUCACGAUCACAUUGGAGAGCAUCGGGAUGAUGAACGGGAACUCGAUCCUGCCUGUCCUAUUGCCUCUGUAUCUCUAGGAGCUGUCCGUGACUUUAUUUUCCGACAUAAGGAUGCACGAACUGGUUCUAGCAAACGUCAGAUUGAGCCUGUGAAGCUGGAGCUGGCUCACGGGAGUCUUCUGCUCAUGAACUAUCCCACAAACACAUACUGGUAUCACAGUCUUCCAGUCAGAAAAAAGGUCAAAACACCACGCAUCAACCUCACUUUCAGACGCAUAGUGAAAAACAGACAGAAAACUGGCAUUAAAAUGGAGUGAUUGUUCUCUUAGCAUCUUACCAGGUAUUGCUGUGGGCCAUGUUAGUUGUUCUAACAUGUCAGAAAGCUAGUGAGCACUUUUCACGUCAUCACAUGGUUCUGGGCAUUUAAUCUGCGGUGAAUCUUUGUUGCGUUUUAGCACAUUCAGACAUCUCUUGCACACUACGUUAUCAGUUUAUAUUAACUAUGCAUCACUUUCUGUUAGUCUUCAUAUUAUGAUUUAUUUGUCUUUACACUAGAUCAUGUGCAGUAAAAAUGGACUAUGAUCUAAGGAAAUCAAGCUCAUCUUUACUAUUCAGAGCAUAUUCAGGUUUGAUAUUUGGCAACAAAAUGAACUUUCAAGAGCAUUCAAAGGAAAUAUUUUCUUUUAUUUGUUUUUGUUUUGUUUUUUUUAGAAAACCAAUAAACUACAUGUGGAAUAAAUAGGAUAGACACAACCAUACUUCUGUACAAGACAUUUCUAUUAUAGACUGGGAAAGAAAAAAAACAAUAUGGUCCCAAUGAAUACAUUUUGCUAAAAGUUUCAAAGAUUGAACUACAGAAGGCAAUAGUUUGGCGAAAUACUGUGGCAAAAACAUAAGGGUAGCAAAAACGUAAUCGUAUAAAUAUAUACAUUUUAUUUUUCAAGCAUACGUAACAGAGUAAUUUCGAGAAAGUCAUACUUAGUGUUUACAUUCCAGCACUGCUGGACUGAGUAUGAGGUAUUCGCACAGCUGUCUACCCAUAACCUGCCUGUGUUACAAUCUAAUCAAUGUCACGUUUUUCCUUGGACGACGACACAUGCAGUCAGUACAGUUGCUGCUAAAAGAAACAGUAAUUUGACAUAUCAAAAUUAUGCAAUUAUUGUAUCCCUUGUGUACGUUGGAAGGUUGUAGUGCUGUUGAAAUGGCAACCAGCAUUUCAAAGCUUGGUUUGAACUCCACAGUUUAACUUGAGCAUUAGUGAAAAUGAACAUUUUCGGCUUACCUGGAUAUUUAAAAAAAAAAAAAAAAAAAAAAAAAAAAAAAAAAAAAUCAAA
Messenger RNA from Ctenopharyngodon idella (grass carp), 2630 nucleotides. It is a transcript of the gene alkbh2, whose product is annotated as alkB homolog 2, alpha-ketoglutarate dependent dioxygenase. Gene Ontology annotation, biological process: DNA repair. The coding region runs from base 843 to 1613 and encodes 256 amino acids. Lineage: Eukaryota; Metazoa; Chordata; Actinopteri; Cypriniformes; Xenocyprididae. The transcript is spliced from 4 exons. The record is from RefSeq and is a predicted model, not a curated record.